AGCUGGCUAAGUAAUUUCCGUCGGCGUUAGCCAGACAGGCUAGCAAUGACGGAUAGGAUUAUUCCUGCUGGGGUCUGGAUUGUGAGGCAGCAGUCAUGAUUUUAUGGAGACCAUCCCACAAGACCUGAGCUGAUUUGUCAGCCUUGUGUAGGUUUGGUUUUCACCCCCCAAGUGUCCUCUGGAUAUCAGCUGGCCAUGGUGGUCUGAACAGAGGAGACGCAGGGAGAAAGCCUGGCACAGUGUGUUCACUCUAACACAGCAAGGCUCAUCCAAGAGGGGAGCAGAGACGGACCGGAGUAAAGAGGAAAAGAAUAUUUAAACAUAAAAUGUCUCAAAACAGAGAACUGGUGGUUUUCUACAUAAACUAUAAACUCUCCCAGAGAAACUAUCCUCUCCACCACAUGGGACUCAUAGAGCCUCCAAACAGGACUGAUGGGGGGGAAGCAGGACUGGGUGAGGAACAGCGGGUAGCGACGCACGCCAACGGGACUUUUAACGGCAUGAGCCCUGGGACCCCCCCAGCGUCCCCGCUGCGGCAGCAACGGUUGCCGUCAACGACGAGCCUGGACUCGGUCAAAGAAGCCCUCCGGGACUCGGCCAACGAGUUUGAGCUGCGGUACGCCCGCGCCUUCAGCGAUCUGCACAACCAGCUGCACAUCACGCCGGCCACGGCCUACCAAAGCUUCGAGAACGUGAUGGAUGAGGUGUUCCGGGACGGAGUCAACUGGGGCCGCAUAGUAGGGCUUUUUGCUUUCGGCGGGGCGCUGUGCGUCGAGUGCGUGGAGAAGGAGAUGAGUCCGCUGGUGGGCAGGAUCAUAGAGUGGAUGACAGUCUACCUGGACAACCAUAUUCAGCCCUGGAUCCAGAGCCAAGGAGGAUGGGAGCGCUUUGCCGAAAUCUUCGGGCAGGACGCGGCGGCAGAGAGCAGGAGGUCUCAGGAGAGUUUCAAGAAGUGGCUGCUGGCGGGAAUGACCCUGGUGACCGGGGUCGUGGUGGGCUCACUCAUCGCCCAGAAACGCCUGUGAAGAGAGAUGCACGGCAACCUUCCCAGCUCUCUUCCCCUACCUGCCUCCUUCUCUCCCCUCAACCUACACACCAUGGAAGUACAAAUGAAGGUCCUGUUUGUGUCGUCAGAACUGCUGAUGAUGUUUACUCUUUUUUUCCCCCCUCACACAUCCCACAGCGGACCAAGAAUCCUCACAUGUUGUUGAACUUUUGAGUAAAAGACAGAAGAGUCACUGUUAUCCAUUUGUUCACCUUCUUGCACCCUGAUGAAAAUCCGUGCGUAUACAGGGGCAGACAUGUUAUUCUUUUAUUCACCGAACCAGCUGUUCCUUCUGUUCCUCUUUUUUCCUCUGGUUCCUGUAUUAUUUUUCUUUCUUCAUGUUUGUAUGUAUUAGUUUUUAACAAAUUUUGGUUUCCCAUUUUUGCUCUCAAAAGAGACUGAGUCUUCACAGUUAACCCAAACCUGUCUGAUAAAUAGGGUCAGUGUGUUUUAGGGCCAGGGCUCAUCUACAUGUGACGUCUGUCUCGAAGCCUGUUUUGUUGCUCGUCCCACAGACAGCUCUACAAUAGCUUUGUACGUGCCAUAUGGAGAGUGAAAGCAGGGGAGGAUGUAGCAUCUCCCCCUGAACAGCUUCUGUAGUUCCUAUUUCCUGCCAACCAUCCUGAUCACAACACAUAAAGUAUAACAUCCUAGUCCAUGGCUCCAUACACUGAUUGUUUUGUCUUUGUCUUGGUUUUGUAUGAAUGGUGAGCAGAUUUUAGUUAAUAAAACAUGGGAGUCUUAAAACCUAAUGGGACAAUAACUCCCCCGCUCGUUUGUGUCUGUUGGUGUGUUUGGUUUUAGAUUUGUGAACCUUCAAACCCUCACCGCUCCCGCUGAUCUGUGCUUCACGGUCGUACUUGGCCUUGGUUUCAUCCUGUUAGCCUGCUGAGUGCCAGACCACUUUGUGUGGGAAGCUCUCAGAAGAAGAAUGACUGCGCUUCAUACAAGUCAUACAAGCAGGGCGCCGUGGCACAGACCCUCCAUGUUUACUACACAGUAGCUGAAGAAUGCAGCAAAUACUGUAGCAACACAAACGAUAGAGCAGCACCGGUCACAGCGACACUCAGCAUCACAGACUCUCGUCUAGACUGAAGGGUUGGAUGUUUGGAUUCAAGUUUUCAUUUUGGUAACACUUUAUUUUAAACCCCCCAACCUGCUGCCAUAAUUUAGUAUUUAUAAGCAGCAUAUAUAAACAAUUACUAAAUGGUUAAUAUGCACCAUAAUAUAGUUGUGAGCAGGUAUGAGGACAUUAAUAUAAUUCUACUCAAUUCUAACUUCUACAAAGCAUCAAUUAAACAAUGAAUGCAGCUGAAGAAUCGCCUGCAGGGUGGUGCUAGCCAUUGAUUACACAUUGAUAUUAGGCUGAUGGCAUCAGCAAAUAACAAACAAUCUUGAUAUGGAUUGUGUGUGAGAGCAGCAUACAUGCCGAGCGGGACCUGUCGGAGCUCUCUGGUGGAGAAUGUAACGGUGGCUGUGUUAACCUCCACCUUUUAUCGACUGAGCUCUGAUAACGACUGUGUUAUACUGUUACUCAUUAACUCCAGUUAUAGAUGCUAAUUUAAAACUGUUGAGACAAAACAUUCAUACACAUGAUGUUCUUCUAUCAGCGUGUUAUAAACUGUGAAUUCAUUGUUUAUAGAGCUGCAACAAUUAUGCGAUUGAUCAAUAAAUCAAGUCAAGCAGAAAUAACAAACAAACUGGCUCCAGCUUCUCAGAUGUGAGGAUCUGCUCCUUUUGUCUUAUGUUAUAUAAUUCUAUAAUUAAUGUCAAUUAAAUAUUUUGAGCUUUUGGAGUCCUGGUCUGAUAAAACAAGACAUAUUGACAACAAAUGUGCCCUUUAGUUGCAGCUGGGUUUGAAAUAAAGUGUUAGAGUCAUUUCUGUCAUAAUUUUGCAAUAAAAUGCUAAUCAUGUGCUCCAGUGCUCAAACAGAAGACUGCUUCUCCCAUUUUUCCCUCUAUGUGCUAAUUCAGUAAUCAGUCCUUAUUUUCAACCUUUAGUCGAAUCUUCCGUUGACACAGAUAUGAUUCAUGUUACCGCCAGAGUGAACAUCAAAGCCUUUUGAAGAUUUAUGUAGCAACCCGAUGAAGCAGCUGUCUUUGAGGAGCUGAUGCAGUUCUGCAUCAGCUGUUCCUUUGAGUUAGAUUUGAUUAGAAAUGUGUCAUCAUGCGUCUGUUUACCAUCUUAAGCCAAUCAGCAACUGUCGCCGGCUGUACGACCGUAAAAACUAGACACCCAAACCUUCAUAUCCCAUCUCACACACGCUCACUCCAAGUUACCCAAGCAUUGCCCCCCCCCCAGCCCCUCUUCUCCUCCUCCGUCCUCCCCAGACACCUCAAAUCUGUCAAUCUCCAUCCGUCUCUCCUCCUCUCUGCCUCUCCAUCCAGCUCCACCUCUUCCUCUUCAGUCCCCCGGCUGUCACUGCACCUAGUCACGUGUGUCAGUCACAGCUGGCCCACCUGCUGCUGCACACACACACACACACAUUUGUAACACACACACCUGCCAGUCAGAUGUAGUCCUCGAGAGACAGGGAGAGGAAGACCUCGUCUUUGUUUCGAAACGUCUUUCUAUCUUUAAUUUGAAGCCGAAGUCAGAUGAGUGUUUGUCGCCUGGUGUUUCACGCACCAACAAACGGCUGCUCCAGUUAUUUACUGGGAAAGGAGGGAAGGUGGGGGCUGCUCCUCCCUGUUCCAACAUCUUCUCCCAGUGCUUUAAUCUGGAUCUUAUUCUAAACACUGUCUGCAGCCAACACCAACAUGCCCUGGUCCUAUUCACAUGUGUCAUAGCGGCACAGUAAAGCACGACGCAGCUUUGGUGCUGCUCCAGAUUCAGCCGUGUGGAACCCGCAGAGCAAACACUGUAAAAGAUAAAGGCCUGGAUAUACACAUGAAACCUCCAUCACUAUCUGCCAGUGCGAGUGUCAGAGAUCAGCUGCGCCUCCAUCCUUGAAGCGGGCCUCAUCUCUCUUUAUCCACGUCGACUUUUGCUCCUCUCCAUCGCCAUAGCUCACACAAUCGAACAUUUCCUUUCAUGGAUUUCUCUCUCUAAAGUCCUGAUUACCGUCGAACAAACAUUUCACCAAACAAACCGCAUUGACUAUUGAUGAGCAUCGACCUAUAAAUGCUUGUGUCCUGAGCAUCUUAUUAGCCAAGGUUAGCUCUCAUACAUUCCAGUACAGUAUAUAUAAAUCUAUUUUUCUAGUGUAAGCCCCAACAAGAAGCUGCUCGCAGGCUUUUCUCUGCUGUCUUGGCCCUCACUGAAAUAAGUUCCCUUCCCACCCAUAUGUGAGCGUGUUUGUGUGUGUGUGUGUGUGUGUGUGUGCGCGUGCAUGUGUGUGAAUUUCUGUGUGGCAAAAUGUUCUUGAAGGAGGCACAAAUGAAGGAAGUGUGGCAGCACUGGCACGAUCCUAUAUAUAUAUAUGCUAGUUAUUUAAACUGAUUAGAAUAGUACGUUAGCUUAGCAACAUAUUUAAGAAAAACAGAACUGAUGGCUUUUAAACAUUAUUUAUAUAUGGUGUAAAAAGCGUAAUUGUGCCCCUUCAAAUGGCCUUAAACUCCAUCUUUACAUUGAUGUGAAUUGUCAUUCGUUGUGUUUUUGAGGAUUAUUGGACUGCCACUAGACAAGAAAAUGCAAAGUAAGAGCAUAUUUUCAAAAUGUGAGGUCUCCGAUGCAUUCUUGAUGGUCAUAAAUACUACAGAGUUAAAGAUCGCAACCAUGUCCAAUGGUCUGUUUGUGUCUUUGAAUGCCAUUGUAAAAUUUUAAAUUACAUUGAACCUAAUAAAGCCCAUGUUGAAAGAUA
Chelmon rostratus (copperband butterflyfish) is the source of this 4848-nucleotide messenger RNA. RefSeq names its product BCL2 like 1 (gene bcl2l1). The record is from RefSeq and is a predicted model, not a curated record. Bases 327 to 1025 code for a protein of 232 amino acids. Lineage: Eukaryota; Metazoa; Chordata; Actinopteri; Chaetodontiformes; Chaetodontidae. The transcript is spliced from 3 exons. Gene Ontology annotation, biological process: extrinsic apoptotic signaling pathway in absence of ligand; negative regulation of intrinsic apoptotic signaling pathway; intrinsic apoptotic signaling pathway in response to DNA damage. Gene Ontology annotation, cellular component: mitochondrial outer membrane. Gene Ontology annotation, molecular function: protein heterodimerization activity; protein homodimerization activity.